AUGGCUCCCUCUCAGAAACGCAAACCAAUUGACGACGACUUUGUCCACACAAUCUCCGACAAUGACGAGGACAUUGUCGAGGAAGAAGAGGCUGUUGCGCCGCCCCCGAAGAAGAAGGUGAAGACCGCCAAGAAGUCAAAGAAGUCUAAGAAGGGCGAGGAAGAGGAGGAGGAAGAGCGCGAAGGCAUCUGGGGCAAGAAUGAAGACGACGACGGUGCCAUGGACUCCGACUUCGAGUUUGCCCAAGACGGCGCUGUCGAAUUCGGCGACGACGAGUUCGAGGGCUGGGGCUUCGACGGCGCAAAGAAGUCCAUGAAGAACCAGGACCCGGUUGGCGUCGAUUUGGACGAGAUCAUCCGUAGGAGGCGCGCGAAGAAGACCGGCAACGAGGAGCCCGAGGCCGCUGUACUGGAGGAGGCUGGUGACGACGACGAGGAGGCAGAGAACGACAUGGAUAUCGACCUCGACGACGAUGAAGACGGAGUGCUCGCCGACGACGCCUUCGGCAUGGGUGUUGACCCUGAGAACGAGGGGUCGGCCGACGAGGAGAUUCCCGACGCAGAAGACGCAGAAGACGAGGACGCCGCUGCAUCAGACAACGACUCCGUUGCGACACCCGUAGACCACCCCGACGACGCUCGCGAUGAUUCGGACGACGAAGAGGAGGAUGCAGAGGAACAAGCCAAGCGCGAUGCCUUCUUCGCGCCAGAGGAGCCCGCACAGCCCGGCAAGAAGGAUAUCGCUUCAUCAUUCCAGGGCAUGUCUCUGUCGCGUCCCCUUCUCAGAGGUCUUGCCGCCGUUGGCUUCUCCAAGCCCACUCCCAUUCAGGCCAAGACCGUGCCUAUCGCUUUGAUGGGCAAGGACGUCGUCGGUGGUGCAGUCACUGGUUCCGGAAAGACGGCCGCCUUCGUGGUUCCUAUUCUCGAGCGUCUCCUCUACAGGCCCAAGAAGGUGCCCACCAGCCGUGUCGUCAUCCUCACCCCUACCCGUGAGUUGGCUAUCCAGUGCCACGCCGUUGCUACCAAGCUGGCAGCCUACACGGACAUCAAGUUCACCCUGGCUGUUGGUGGUCUCAGUCUGAAGCAGCAAGAGGUCGAGCUCAGAUUACGGCCGGAUGUCAUUAUUGCCACUCCCGGUCGUUUCAUCGAUCACAUGAGAAACUCUGCCAGCUUCAACGUCGACACUGUAGAGAUUCUGGUGCUUGAUGAGGCCGAUCGUAUGCUCGAAGACGGUUUCGCCGACGAACUGAACGAGAUUCUCACCACACUCCCCAAGUCAAGACAGACCAUGUUGUUCUCUGCUACCAUGACAUCGUCUGUCGACCGCCUGGUCCGCGUUGGCAUGAACAAGCCCGCCAGGGUCAUGGUGGAUUCCCAGAAGAAGACAGUCGGCACCCUGGUGCAAGAGUUCAUCCGCCUGCGUCCCGGCCGCGAGGAGAAGCGUAUGGGCUACUUGAUCCACAUCUGCAAGACGAUGCACACCGAGAGGGUCAUCAUCUUCUUCCGCCAAAAGAAGGAGGCUCACAGGGCAAGAAUCAUCUUUGGUAUGCUGGGCAUGUCUUGCGCCGAGCUCCACGGUAGCAUGAACCAGGCUCAGAGAAUUGCCAGUGUAGAGAACUUCCGUGACGGCAAGGUGAACUACCUCUUGGCUACCGAUCUUGCGUCUCGUGGUCUCGACAUCAAGGGCGUUGACACCGUCAUCAACUACGAGGCGCCCCAGAAGCUGGAGAUUUACGUGCACAGAGUCGGUCGUACUGCGCGUGCCGGCAGAAGUGGUGUCGCCGUCACCCUGGCUGCCGAGCCGGACCGCAAGGUCGUCAAGGCCGCGGUCAAGGCGGGCAAGUCCCAGGGAGCCAAGAUCAUGAGCCGUGUCAUCGAGCCUGCGGAAGCAGACAAGUGGCAAGCCCAGGUUGACGAGAUGGAAGACGAGAUUGAGGAGAUCAUUGUCGAGGAGAAGCAGGAGAAGCAGUUCGCACAGGCCGAGAUGCAGGUCAGAAAGGGAGAGAACAUCCUCGAGCACGAGGCCGAGAUCAAGUCCAGGCCGAAGAGGACAUGGUUCGAGACGGAGCAGGACAAGAAGAAGGCCAAGGACGCGGGCCGGGCUGAGCUCAACGGCGAGGGCGGCCCGGGCAAAAAGAAGGUGAAGAUGAGCAACAAGGCCAGAAAGCAGCUCGACGCCAAGGCCACGAGGAGUGAGGGCCACGUAUGGAAGAAGGGCAAGGCGGAGCGUGCUGGACAAGGCGCCGUGCUGAACCUCAAGAAGAAGAAGGUCCCCAAGAACGGCAGAAUGAGGGCGAAGAUGGCCCGUGGAAAGAGGUAG
Molecule: messenger RNA, 2319 nt
Organism: Colletotrichum chrysophilum
Lineage: Eukaryota; Fungi; Ascomycota; Sordariomycetes; Glomerellales; Glomerellaceae
Gene: DRS1
Product: nucleolar DEAD-box protein required for synthesis of 60S ribosomal subunit
Exons: 2
Coding region: 1-2319 (772 amino acids)
Molecular function (GO): RNA helicase activity; nucleic acid binding; ATP binding
Source: RefSeq, a predicted model, not a curated record